AUGGCUGCCGACCGAGGCCAUCGAGCGUGUUUGGGCGCACAUGUCGGCAAAGAGCUGCGGGAGCUGGAGCUGGCGCUGCCGUCGGCCUGUCCCGACGACACGGCCGCUCUCCUCGACGCACUGCAAGCGCAGUGGCGAGAGCGCAUCCGUCGCGACGUCCGGAGCCUCAACCACAAGCUGGACUCGAGCAAAUACUUUGCCAAUGCGUCCGAGGCGACGACGUUCAUUGCCACGACGCGGGUCGCCACGUGCUACCGGCGCGCGUACUGGGAGCACCAAUUCCGGAAGCGGCUCGUCCAGCACGAUAUGGACCACGUUGCCGGCGCCGCGGAGAACGAUGACGACGUUCCAUUGUUCCUCUUCAGCGGUGUCGUCCACCACGUCAAGGUACGCGGACGCGAAAUGACGCGCGCCAACGUCGACGUGCUUCUGUCGCUGCCCAGCAUCGAGCGCCUCGAGCUGCACCACGCCCAGGUCUCGGACGACUUGUGGCGCCUCCUAAGCGAGCUCAUUGAGGCGCUGCCGGCGCUGCGCGAGGUCUGCCUUCUUCACAGCAAGCUGCCCACCGUGGCGCCACUUCUCGCGGCCAUGGCUCGGCGGCGCGGCCGCCCCAUCGACGUGCUUGGCUUCUCGUCCGUCAAGAUGUCGUCCAUCGCGCUUCGAGAGAUUGUGGCUGCUUUUCAACGCGAUGGUGGCACUGGGCUUUGCCGUCUGCGCCUCAACAACUCGGUCACGGACGUUGCCGGCGUCAAUGCUCUCGUCGCCAGCGGCAGUCGCGCGCUUGACACUCUCGUGCUGCAGUUCAACGAGCUCGAAGACGAUGUGCUUGAAGACUUGACGGAACCAUCGAGUCGUCUUCAGCACGUGUCGCUGGCGCACAACUGCCUCACCAAUGUCGGUCCCCUCGCGCAUUGCCGCCAGCUGCUGGCGCUCGAUCUAAGCGGCAACGAACUCGGCGACACCAGGGCGUCUCAGAUGGCAACGGACGUCUUGCCGCACUUGACCAACUUGAGAGAGCUCUACCUCGUCAACUGCGCCAUCACGGAUCUCGGCGUCACGGUGCUCCUGCCAGCGAUUACGACGCAGGCCCACAUUGCGACGCUCAAUCUCAGUCGCAACUACGUCGGCCCAGCGUUUGGCACGGAGCUGAGUGCCUUUAUUGCAAGCAACGCGGUCGUGCACACGCUCCACCUGAGCUCGAUCGGGCUCGGUGACGUGCCACCGUCGCCGCUCUUGGUUGCGUUGGCGUCCAAUCGCACGCUGCGACGCCUAUCGCUCGGCGAGAACCGCCUGCGGAACCAAGGCGCGGUCGCCGUCUUCCGCGCACUUUUGCAGCGCGCGGCGUUGCUUCCGUUCGACGCCGUGGACCUCCGCGGCAACUUGCUCAGCGAUGAUGGGCUCCAAAGCCUCGUGGCAGCAACGUCCGGACGCAAGCGCAAGGCGUCGCAGCUCACGUGGUCGUCGGACGCGCACCUGAUCGACGAGCUCAACCUCCAGGACAACGUGUUUCAACCCGAGACUGUUCUAGAGGCUUCUCAGCGCUUUGCUCCUUGCAUCCAGCAUGUCUUCAUGAGCCACGUGGAGCCCGCGUCGGCGUUCGCGUACGACGAUGAAGCCUAG
Saprolegnia parasitica CBS 223.65 is the source of this 1620-nucleotide messenger RNA. RefSeq lists its product as hypothetical. NCBI's taxonomy places the organism in Eukaryota, Oomycota, Saprolegniomycetes, Saprolegniales, Saprolegniaceae. The record is from RefSeq and is a predicted model, not a curated record. The coding region runs from base 1 to 1620 and encodes 539 amino acids. The transcript has a single exon. Gene Ontology annotation, molecular function: protein binding.